Dimorphilus gyrociliatus is the source of this 10280-nucleotide messenger RNA. Lineage: Eukaryota; Metazoa; Annelida; Polychaeta; Dinophilidae. The record is from the annotation of a GenBank genome assembly.
CAUUCAUUUUCGGAAGUUCGAGUCUACUGAAGAAAAAGUUUAAUUAUGUCUGGACGUGGCAAAGGAGGCAAAGGAUUGGGAAAAGGAGGCGCUAAGCGUCACAGAAAAGUAUUGAGAGAUAAUAUCCAAGGUAUCACCAAGCCAGCUAUUCGUCGUCUCGCAAGAAGAGGUGGUGUAAAACGUAUUUCUGGUCUCAUCUAUGAAGAAACUCGUGGGGUACUCAAGGUGUUUUUGGAAAACGUCAUCCGUGAUGCUGUAACCUACACAGAACACGCCAAAAGAAAGACUGUUACUGCUAUGGACGUCGUCUAUGCUUUGAAACGCCAAGGACGUACUCUCUAUGGUUUCGGUGGUUAAAUCCGACUCAACGUCUAUUUAAAAACAAAAAAACGGCCCUUUUCAGGGCCACCAAAUUAUAUCAAAGAUUUUUAGUUGAUGAUUUUAUACGUAACGCAUUAAUAUUAUAAACAACUUCUGAGUACUGUCUUUAUCAUUUACAACUGAAUAAUAAACUUGAACUUAAGCAAAUUUCACUUAUUAUCGCCAACAUUUUCCCGCCGAUACUUUCGCUAUUGUUAUUUAGAGCAUGUAGGAUAUUUGGUACACCUGCGCAUGAGUUAAAUUUAGCACUGAUGAAUUCAAAUUAUUGUAUGAAAUUUUAAGGCUCCAGUGUAUUCACAAGCUGUUUGUUUGGCAUCAGUAGAUUUACUACCAAGGCUAGAAUUGUCUUGAAAAAUUAUUGUAGAAACAAUCACCUGAUUAUGCAUUUCAUGCACUUUCUGUGCUAGAAAAUGAUUUUUAAAAGUUUCAUAAUCUUCAAGUCUUUCUCGCGGCUGCCCAAUCAGAAUCGGUCGUUUAGAUCACGUGAUCAGUUUUGGCGCCCGAUUUUCCCGCCUUUUUAUCUCGAUCUCGCGACUAACCAAUCAGCGGUCGUUAUUUCUGGCCACGUGAUAUUCCCGCCAAAAAAAGUGUAUAUAAGAAGCUACUUCGCCUCUAGUCCUCACUCUGAAAUUUUGGUUCAUCUGAAUUGACUUGUCAGUAAAAUGGCCCGUACCAAACAAACAGCUCGUAAAUCUACUGGUGGUAAAGCACCAAGAAAACAAUUGGCAACCAAGGCUGCACGUAAAAGUGCUCCAGCAACUGGAGGUGUGAAGAAACCCCAUCGUUACAGACCUGGUACUGUAGCUUUGAGAGAAAUCCGUCGUUACCAGAAAUCGACUGAAUUGCUCAUCCGAAAAUUACCCUUCCAAAGAUUGGUUCGUGAAAUUGCUCAAGACUUCAAGACCGAUUUACGUUUCCAAAGUUCUGCAGUUAUGGCUCUUCAGGAAGCUAGCGAAGCCUAUUUGGUUGGUCUAUUUGAAGAUACUAACUUGUGCGCUAUCCACGCCAAGCGUGUUACUAUCAUGCCUAAAGAUAUUCAAUUGGCAAGAAGAAUCCGCGGAGAAAGAGCUUAAGAUGCGAUUUGAGAUAUUUUAAAACAAAAGGCCCUUUUAAGGGCCACCAAACUUUAACAAAGGUCUUUGAUAAUUUAUAAGCCGUUUUUAGUUAAGUUGAUUUAAGUAAUAAAUUUUAUAAAGAACAUUUACAUAAGUGAACUGUUUAUAUCAAGUGCUGUCAUAUACUCAGUUGCAUUUACUCAUCUGGUUGACAGGGUGCGAUUGGUGUUUUUUUAUCGACACCUAUUCCAGAUUCAUCGUCUGAAUCAGGUGGUAGGGCGCAUAUUUCCUCUAAUUCUUUUUCUACUUGUGCAACUUCUUCUCUAUCCAUAAUAGAUUCAGGUCUUUGUAAUUCUGGGUUUUGUGGGGCUUUUUCAUUUUCAUCGUGUGGUACUUGGUUAGGUAGAGGUGUAUGAGCAGGUCUCGGAGAAUGAGUCAAGUUUCUGGGACUAUUUACAAUCAUUGGGGUUUCGCGUAUACUGAUUGGCGUGACGGAAGUUUUGGGGGCAGGUGUUGUCCCCUGAUAGAAUCUAUCUCCGAUGGACAAGUCAGGCGAAACAGCGAGUCUAAGCAUUUCAUUAACAUGUUUCUUAUCAUCUUGCUUUCUCAGUAAGUAGAUGAGAGUUACAACCAAAGUAAAAGCUGCUACAAGCGAAAAGAAAACUGCCAGGGCUACAACAUGAGCGGAUAGGCCGUUAUCAACAGGCAUUGGAGGAAUUUCAGUGGGUUUUGUAUCUUCUAGGAACCCUUUUUGAGCUAGAUACGACUGUGACUGUGCAGCCAAGAAGGGAUCACCUGUGGACUCUUUAACUGCUUUUCCUAUAGAUUCUUGACUCUCAGUUGUUUUAAUUAUCUUUUCUAAAAUGGUGUUAGGGACGUCAAAUUUAUUUAUAUCUCUCUUCUUUCUAGACGUUGUUGACGACGACGAUGAAUUUUUGUCAUCUACAGGUAGAGGUAUCUUACAAAGCUCAUUAUUCCUAUCUAUCAGAGCAAAUAUCAUUACUCUGGCCCCGCUUUCGUUGGGUAUAUAUCUUGGAUAUGCAGUAGCAGUAUGAAAGUCUUUGCCAAAGCAAUACUUAUCUAAGCUGUUUAUAGGGUUAGGUGGAUCUUGAAGGCAACAUUCCCUAUAUUGCUCAGCAUUAGCAGUACAAUACGAUUGAAGCUGUUUGCAGAAGACAUUAAAAAUUGUUGAUUCUAUUGUCUCCCAAAGAAUAGGCAAUAAUGAUUUGAAAUCAAGUAUAACUGAUUUAUCCGCUUCACUCUUUAUAGCAUAGCAACUUGGAGACUUGUAGUUGCAUAGAGCAUAUUGAAGACUCUCUCCAGGACAUCUUCUUCCAGGAGAUGGAGGUGGUUUGUCGCAUUUGCGACUUUUCUGCCUUCUACCAUGACAGGCUUUCGAACAUGUAUUCCAAGCAGACCAUGUACUCCAUUGGCCAUCGGUUUGAGAGCAAGCUCUGCCAUCUGCGUCUAAGAUGUAAUAUCUAUCGCAUGUACAGUUGUAGCCACCUUUUGUGUUCAAGCACGUUGAAUGGUCUUUACAUUGAUGCUUGUGUUCUGGAUCGUCCGUUGUGCAUUCGUCAAUAUCAACGCAUACAUUUCCAUCGACCAAGAAGCCUCCUUUGCACUCACACCAAUCGCUACCAUCUUUUUGAACACAUAAUUGUUCACAAGCAUUAGCUACAUUCUCAUCGAAACAUUUGUCCGCAACGAUACACUUUUUGCCAUCGCUACCCAACCUAAAUCCUUGUCGGCAGAAACAUCUGUACGAUCCCUGAGUAUUUUUACAAUCUAAUUCACAGCCGCUAAUUGAUCUACAAAGAGAGCAUAUCGAAACAUGCACCUUAUUCUUAUAUCAUAUUUAUAAUUGUAGGUAUUCUUACCUGCUUGAGCAUUCGUCUACAUCCACACAAUCGUCGCCGACUUUCUUAUAACCUUUUUGACAUUCACACAUAUAACUGCCUUCAGUAUUUAUACACAUUUCAGUGAGUUUACAAGGACUAGUCAGGCAUUCGUUUAUGUCUUUGCAAGUAAACCCGUCUCCUAAAUACCCAGGCUUACAUCUGCAGUUGUAGGAGCCGGGCGUGUUUGUACAAAGUGCAAUAUCAGUACAACCCCUGGCAGAGGGAUCUUCACCAAUACAUUCGUUCAAAUCUAUACAAUAUGUUUCAUUUCUUUUUCUGAAGCCUGGUAAACAUUUGCAUGUAUAGCUGGAUUUUGUGUUUAUACACUGAGUUCCUGCUAAACAUGUAUGCAAAUUUUCUGUACAUUCGUCUAUGUCGAUACAACCCGAUUGAAAAGAAUCGUGUCUAUAACCAUCAGGACAUUGACAUUCAUAAGAACCUUCUUUAUUGAUACAAGUUGCAAGACCUUUACAAGGGUUGCUUAUGCAUUCAUCUAAGUCAACACAUCCAAUACCAUCAAAAGUAAAACCCUUAUUGCAGAUACAAGUGUCGUUACCGUUUCUCUUUGCGCAGACGCCUGAGCUACCGCAAGCUAAUUGGAGGUUGCAAGCGUACGAUUCAUUGAGAACGCAGGAGAUUUUAUCUUUGUGUAGAUGAAAUUCAGGAUGACAUGUGCACAGGUAUGACCCUUGAGUAUUCAUGCAAAAGUGCUUACAAGGGUUAUUCGGUAAGAGGCAUUCGUUAACAUCAUGGCAGUUUUUACCAUCUUGAUGCAGCACGUAGCCAGAAGAGCAAGAGCACUCGAAAGAACCGAGUGUGUUUUCGCAGUAGGUUGAGCAGCCACCAUUGUUUUCAAGACAUUCCUCAACAUCGACACAGGUUAUACCAUCUCCCACAAAGCCAUCCAUGCAGGUGCAAGCAUAGCUACCGUUCAUAUUUCUACAGGUAGCCUUUUCCGAGCAUUCAUUUGCCACAGCGUAUCCACAUUCGUCAACAUCAUAACAACUUCCAUUCCUACCUUCAACAAAACCUUUCGGACAUGUGCAUAUGAAAGAACCUUCAGUAUCUUGACACAAAUGUUUACAAUUAUGAAUGUUUAAUUCACAUUCAUCUAUAUUUAAGCACAUUGUUCCUGAUCCAAAAGAUUUAAAGCCAUCUUUACAUCUGCAGCUGUAUCUUCCCAUUGUAUUUUCACAAUUACUAUUUUCAGGACAAUUGAAGCUACCUAUUGAGCAUUCGUCUAUAUCUACGCAUAGUGUGAUAUUAGCAUUGUCUAACUCCCAUCCACUCGGACAAAUACAUUUGUCAGGAAUGUCUGUCACUGCUUGACAAAAACCUCCGUCACAGUUCAAAGAGUUACAACUCUUUUUAGGCAUACAUCUAGUAUAGCCAUCCAGCACAGAGGCUGCUCCGCAACCACAAGUAUAGUGAGCUCCAUUUGCUGUGCAUACGUCAUCACAUUCUUCAUCGUAAGAACAAAGAUCUCGUUUUGUACAUUCAACUUCAUUCGAUGAUUGAUAACCCCAACCACAAUCGCAUGUAUAUCCUCCUAACUUAUUAAUGCAUAGUCGUUCGCAACCACCAUUAUUUUCCAAGCAUUCGUCUAUAUCCUGGCAGGUUUUUUCUUCCGUUAGUGCAUAGCCCCUCGGACAUUCGCACACAUACGAUCCGCUUCCAUCUUUGCAAAAGCUACCAACACCGCAGUCAUUAAGUUCACCGUUUAGGCAUUCUUUUUUAUCUUUGCAGGAGUAGCCAUCAGCGUGAAGAAAAUAGCCAUUAUAACAAGAGCAAUUAUAACUUUUAUCGGUGUUGAUACAAUUAUGCUCGCAUUUGGCUCGUAAAGGAUUCUCUGAGCUAAGAGAGCAUUCAUUAAAAUCGUAACAAUUAGUUGUUGUCGCCACUCUAGUUUUAGAACAAGGUGAACACUCGUAUUCAUUUUGAUUGACAUCUGUAACAUUUUUAUCAAUACAUUUACCAUAGCACAGUCGUUCAGUCUCGCAAACAUUUAAAUCUUUAUCGCAUAAAUCUCCAAACCAACUUGUUUUACAUUGACAUUUUGCAAAUAUCAUAUUAUUUUCAUAUCUAAGAGAACUAAAAUCGCAAGUACCAUGAUUUUUACAAUUGCAGAUAACUAAAUUAGGAAACCAAACGAAUUUAGCUCCAAAACUAUUCGCUAUCGUUAUCUGUAUUCUAUUCGGUUUAUUUAGGGUAAAUUUCACAUUUGCUGAGAAAAUUCCACUUGAAACCUUUUGAAUUUGUUCAAUGCUUAUACUACCAGAUAGAGCAUCUACAAUGUUACCAGUAAAGCUAAUAUCUUGUUGAUUCUUAUCUUCUGCUGUCAUUGAGAAGACUUUUUCUUGACCUAUGAUUACGUUAAUCGUUUGCUGAGGUGUAGUAGGUGGUAAAUUUUUGAUAAUUUCUAGAUUUUUCACCAUAUCUUCUACGAAAUUAGCAGUUUCAUUUGCGAAUUUAUCAUUAUUAGUUACUUUUAAAUCGUGUUGACAAUAUUUAAUGCUAGUUGACUGACGUCCAAUACAAAUUCCAGUAAUUGUUUCAGUAUCAAUUUCAGAAGCUUGUGGUAAGAAUUUUUCCCUAAAGUAUCUAUUGGCUGAGUUGAAGAUAAAUUCUUUAUUGUAUACGCUAAAUAACGAUCGCUUGGUUGCGUAUGUUGGUCCAACUAAUUUUCUAAGUGACCACUUUGUAAAAGUAUCAGCGGAAAUAGGUGAUUCGCCCAAAAUUCCUUUAAAGUUUUCCACACUAUCAGCUGUGGAGAGUAGCAUAUUUAACCCUUUCUCGCUUUUUAUUAUCUUUACCGAACAGUCAGAAGUGUAGGAAAUGACAAUUGAAUAUCCGCUGUUAAUAACUUCGGCGUUGCCUAUACUAACUUCCCCCACAUCAAUUUCUUUGGACUGGCUAACUACUUUUAGAGGUAAAUCAUUUUGCCAAUAAAUCUCUAUUGCAGCAUUAUUAAGUUCUUUAAUUGCCACUGCAGAUAUUGAAGAUAGUUUCUCUCCUAAACGAGAUUUCACUUUUAUAUUUUGACGAAGAUAAACCGCCUCUAUUAGUUUUGUAUUCAUUGCAUUGCCAGCAGUUUGAUUUUGAAGGGGUGCAAAGAACCCCACAGCAAGAAGAAUAUGCAUCCUUAUCUUUCGAAUGAUCUGCUGAAUUCCAUUUAUAUUUGUGCAAAAGCGAUUGAUAUUCGAAUUGCAAUGAUUCGUCAACUUUGCUAAGAAAUGCUUCUGAUGUUGGAGAAUAGCAGCACGUUACUGUUUGACUUGUCAAAAUUUUCCUGAAGCACUUUCUCGAUUCUUUUUCAAAUGUUAGCGUGAAUGAUGGUAAAGCUUGGACAACUCUUAAAGAUGGUGGACAUGAAUCUUUUAAUAUGUCCUUCCAGCUUUCAUCUUUGCCCUUCAUUGCAGAUAGAGCCUCAAAACAUUUAAUCUUAUUUUCAUCCCCAGUAACAGUUGAAUUGGGAUGAUUCAAGUUAAAAACGAAAAUGCCUUUAGUCAUAUUUAACUCUCUUUGCAGGGGAUUCAAGUCCAUUCUAUAGACAUUAUCAUUUGUACUUGUCCAUGUGGCUGAUAAUUUAUGUUCAAAGUAUUUAUCAUUUCUUAUAUAACCCAUUCUUGCCGGAUAUCCCUCAUAUAAAUUUGUUAUAUCUCUCGAGUUAAAUGAAGUGGGGAUCCAAUUCAUUUCGUUUUCUUUAUACAAAUAUACGCAAUAGCUUUCUUUAAAGUCAGUUGCUAGAAUAACUUGGAAAGUGUUCUUUUCGAUAUACAGUGACUCGUAAGCGGGUGCUACGGUAUCCCAUGUAACUUUCAAAAGCCAUUUCGGUUUAAAAGAUACAUUAUAUGCUGAAAGGACUAUAUUCUUUAUCUUCUCAUAUUUAGCAUCAUUAUUAUUUUCGUAUACAUUGUACCAUAUUUUGUAGAAUUUUGAUGUGCUUGAAAUAUCCGACCAGAAUGGAGCUAGCAACAUUCCUAUCCCUGUUGGUAGUUUUAGCUCUUUAAAGACUUUCGGGUAAGAAAAUGUUGGUUUAACAAGCAAUCUCUCAUAGGUUAAGGCGAUAAUUCCGUUUUCUGAUAUGUAUACUCCCGAAUAUAUUUUACCAUCGUCUAAAGGUAUACCUCCAGGAAUUUUCAGUGUUUCUGAUAAUCUUUCUCUGGUAAUUCUGCUUAUCUUUAAUAAUAAUUUGUCUCCUUCCGCUUCGCCGUAUUCCAUCAAUCGUAUUUCUUGACAACUUUUAAGUUUGUUCGAAGAAUCUUUUAUAGGUCUAUAUUUAUUGGGGCAAGAACAAGUAUAUGAACCCAAUGUAUUCGUGCAUAUUGUUGUUUUCGGACAGGGAGAUUUUUUACAUUCAUCAAUAUCUGUACAAUUUACUCCAUCACCUUCAAAGCCACUUUUACAAACACACUUAAAGGAUCCUAAAGUAUUAAGGCAAAGACUAUUUGGCGCUAAACAAUCGUGUAUCAAUGUUUGAGGAGCCUCUUCUUCUGUACACUCAUUUAUGUCUCUACAUCUUUGAAAAACGCCAUUUUUCAUUAAGGGUGUGAAACCAUAUUUACAUUCGCAUUUAUAAUUCCUUCCUGUGUCUAUAUAAGAGCACAUCCCAUUGUCUUGUGUGAAACAUGGAUUCUUUUCACACCACUUUACUCUAUUAGCUAUACAUGUGCCAUUUCCAGUACAAUUUUUAUAUUCAGCAUAGGUUUUCCCUGGCUCUUUUUUACACGGUCUUCCACCGUUCUCUGGAGCCGGAUUAUUACAUAUAAUUUCCCUUUUGCUAUAGCCCAUAUCACAAUCUGAGGAACAUAAAGACCACGCUGUCCACUCGGACCAUCCUCCAUGAGCUAUUUCGCAUAAAUUUCCUUCGUAGGUAGAAUUAAAGCAUUCACACUUAACACCGCUUCCAUUUUCAGUACAAUUUCCUCUCGAAUUACAAGAGGUCGGUGUGCAUUCUUUUAUAUCAGUACAAUUAAAAGGAUCUCCUUCAAAGCCAGGUUUACAAACGCAACUGUAGGAGCCAGAAUUAUCGACACAAGUUGAAUUUUCUGUGCAAUUAUGCAAAUUUUCAACACAUUCGUCUAUAUUUUCACACGAGUAAGUGUUUGCAGCAGGAUUAAAAUUCACUCUUCUAUAGCCAUCCUUACAACCACAUUCAUACGAGCCAAUAGCAUCAAUACAUUUAGCAUUUUCAUGCUUCUGUUUACAUACAGAUUCGUAGAGAAUACAUUCAUUAUCAUUUUGACAAUCUCUUCCUCUUUGGAUGAAACCUUUAUUACAAGUACAUGUAUAAGGUGAACCAGAAUAGCUUUGUAAAUUAUAAUUGGCAUCUGUACAAGUUGAAUUUACAUGGCAUUUGUGUAAAUUUUGUGUACAUUCAUUAACGUUUUCACCGCAAUCGUAUAUUACUUGUUCCAAAUCCAAGUUAUUUAUUUCAUUCACCUCUGACACAACAUUUAAAGCGUCUACAAUUAUACCUACAUAGGGUUUGUUCCAACAGAAAUCAGAUAGCGAUCUUAUCAAUGGAAUUUCAACAGAUUUUAAUUGGAUUGUAGUUCGUAAGUUAUUUUUAGAUGAAAUUUCCAUUUGUUGAAUUUGUAACGUAUGAUUUUGCACUAUGAUUGGAUCAUCGUUUGCCUGAUAAACUUUAUCGUUGGAAAAGAUUAAACCAAACUUAAAGUUGACUUCAUUGCCACUUUUUUCAGGCAAUUUAAAAGAGCCUGUUGUUAUUAUUACAAUCGUCAUUUCAAUAUCAAUUUUGUCGCCUGGUCUGAUAGUUUUCUCUUGGAUAUUUAACAACUUUAAAUCUUCUAUAGAUAAGUCAAUUUUAUCACCACAAACCGAAGAAAUUGGUGCCAAGAAAGCAUCCCACUCAAGCUUGUUAUUCUUUUCAUUCGUUUCCGCAAGGCUAUGUCCCGAGUCUAUUUCUAUUUCCAAUUUCGCAGAUCUAACAUUGCAAAGAAACAAAUGAUCUUCUUCCGUUAGGGUCAAACCUGGAACUUCUCUGGCGAUGUAGACUGUAGUUGUUGCGGAUACUCCCUUAUUUAUAUCAGUAAUCAAGUUUUGACUAUUAUAUGAAAUUUUUUUACGGAUGUCUUUAUGAGAAAUGUAAAAUCCGACAGUAUAUAGUAGAGGAUCUGUUUGUCCACUAGGAAAGUUUCCCCAGCCUCCACUUCCACUUAUUUCAAUAAAAGUUGUAAUAUUAAAACCCAUAUCGUGGUUGAAGGUAUAAUUAUGACUGUAUACAUUAUCUAACCACUUGAAUGCUAUUGGUUGUAAAUCUCUCCAAUGGUCUUGACAGUCAACUGCUAUUUUAAAUUCCAUAUGAUUGUUGUUCAUAUAACAUUCAGGUAUUGAUGGUGCAAUAACUUCUAAACCUAAUAUAAAAUGUCCACUUCCUAGAUAGGGACACACUAUAUUCAUGUUAAUAUCUCCAACCCAUUUAGGAGUUUCUACAGUUGUUCCCUGCUUAAAAGUGUUUAGGUAUCUUCCAUUUGGAAGCUUACUUGACCAAGAACUAGGAGUUACGUAGUAUCUUUGUGAAUUGACUUCGUCUUUUCUUAUGUAAGCUCUCAUUUCAAAGCUCGCCAUAUGCUUGAGUGGAACAAUAUCUUUAUCGAAUAUGUUUUUGACUGUUGCAACAACGCUGAUAGGUGAACCGUCUUUAUAAUACACGUCUUCCUUUUCCAGUUGAAUAUCAACCAAAUAAAGAACAUCACUGUGGCACUUAAUAUCAAUCUCUAUUGGAUAGACGUUAUUACCUUCGUCAAAUUCUUCGAUUAUAUUAUUUUCAUCCAGUACUAUAAGGAGAUAAGCUGGCCCACAAAUUACUAAUUUUUCUAUUUGUAAAUGUAAAGUUAGAUUAACUUCUGUUGAUUUAUCAAAUUUUUUCAUUAGUUUUGUUAUAUUAUAUUCAUUUUUGACCUUAUAACUUUCUUUUUCG